GGAAAUUGUAGAAUGGAAGAUAUUUUAAUUUUAUUUUUCUAAUAUCUAAUGGUCAUAGAGUAAUGUUCGGUGCAGAUUAUGCUGCAUACAUUGCGAGAGUUGACAAUGAGAGUCCAGCCGAUGAUGACUCGUUUCUUCCCGGGUAUCUGCUGCCAACAUUCCAGCCCACUCAUCCAUGGGAAGCGGGUGGCAAACAAGGACUUGCGGAGGAUUUUAUCAUGGUCGCUGAGUUCUGUGAGAUAGAGGGACCAAAACCAAUGAUGUGCAUUCCCAAAGACGGAGGUUCAUGUUUCAACCAGAAUGACUUUGUUGUCAAAAUAAUGGCUGUAGACCAUCAGGCCAGUACAGAUGGAUUUUCAGUCACGGAAGAUACUCAGGUUGUCAUUUCAGAUAUUCAAGAUGGAGUGUGUAGUUUUGUCCACCACUUUGUUUUGUUUGACAUUCAAGCAAGAGGCUUUGUGAGAUCUUUCUGUUUCGCUUAUAUCACCUCUGAUAAAAGGAAAAUAAUGACCUUUUAUGAACAGUUGUCCUCACAGUUUAAAAAGGCUGCCAGGUUUAUGAAGUAUGGGAACCGUCUGGUGUUCAUUCAGGAGCUCGAAAGACGUCAGAUGGACUUACAAUACACCAUAGGUCAGCUUCGAGUGAAGACUGAUGUAUCGGACUCCAGCGAUAGUCCAGUUGGUGCGUCCGAUGUGACAUCGUCUGAAGAGGAGGUGUAUCAGGAGCUGCUGAAGAUUAGACAGGUUAUGGAUGAGAUACAGCAGAUACUCAGUCGAUUGAAACCGCUAAUGGACGACCCAAGGAUGGAGUCUUACCUGCAGAGACUGGAAGACAAGGCGAGUCUUCACUCAACCCUCCAACACAACAUGCCAAACCAAGAAACUGGCAGCCUCUCGGAACGACUUAUAGAUAGUCAGACUGAAGCACAAAUCAGAUGUUGUUCCUUGUCCCAUUCUGGAGAAACCUUGUUUUCCAUGUUCCACCAAACAAGACCUUACACGCCCAAACUUGUGGAAUUAACUAGAAAUAUGAAGUUUGAUAGUGCACUGAGAAGUAUCCAUGAGCUCUGUUGCUGGGGUGCCAAGGAGGGAAUUAAAAAACUACGACAGAUCCAUGAGUAUUAUAACAGAGAAACACUGAUAAUUCAGAUUGAUCAAGCAGAACUGACCCUUCUUGAACCUGUUGGAUCAUUGGUGACAUGUGGACAGUGUAUUACCUCCAACUUUCUCUCUGGUGUUUGCCUUGGUCAUCAGGAACUAAGCAGCCUUAGUUUAGGACCAAUUGGUGCUAUAGACAUAAACCUAAGUCGACUUUCAUUGCCAUUGAGUGACAGGAUGUCGCUGGACAGUUUUAAGUCUAUCAGCACAUUUGAAUCAUUUGAAGAUGAUGGAGACAUGUACUCUGUCGAACAGAUGUCAACAUCGUCAGUUGUUUCAGACUGUUGUUCACCUAAGGUUGCUGCGUAUGACCAUGUGACGAAACCAACACCAGUGAUGAGUCGACUGAACAGCCAAGUGAGUUGUGAGAGUGACACGACCAGCAGUGUUUAUCAGACUGACGAAGCGGCAAGCUUGUCUGAAACACUUAAGACAAAUAACAAGAGCAGCAACAAUGAACAAGGGAAUGUUGACCCACUCGGGAAUGUUGACCAGCAAGGGAAUGUUGACCAGCAAGGGAAUGUUGACCAGCAAGGGAAUGUUGACUCACACAGGAAUAUUGACCCAUACAGGAAUGUUGACCAGCAAGGGAAUGUUGUCCAGCAGGGGAAUGUUGACCAGCACGGGAAUGUUGUCCAGCAGGGGAAUGUUGACCAGCAUGGGAAUGUUGUCCAGCAGGGGAAUGUUGUCCAGCAGGGGAAUGUUGACCAGCAGGGGAAUGUUGUCCAGCAGGGGAAUGUUGACCAGCAAGGGAAUGUUGUCCAGCAGGGGAAUGUUGACCAGCACGGGAAUGUUGUCCAGCAGGGGAAUGUUGUUCAGCAAGGGAAUGUUGUCCAGCAAGGGAAUGUUGACCCAAACGGGAAUGUUGACCAGCAAGGGAAUAUUGAUCAGAAAGAGAAUGUUGACCAGCAAGGGCAUGGUGACCAGCAAGGGAGUGCUGACAAACAGUGGAAUGUUGACAAACAAUGGAAUGUUGACCCACAAAGACAUGUUGACAAACAAGGUGAUAUUAACAUUCAAGAGUAUCCUGACACAUCAGUCAUGCCUUCAAAAGGUUAUCAGAUAUCAGAACUUGCCAGUCAAAAUGCUCAGAGUGAGAUUUCUGUUUCCAUGGAGAAUGGAGAACAUUCCACGAGUUAUCCCACUCGUACUUCUUUACUUUCUUCUUCAAUAAAGGCUGCAGAAUUAGCGAGUCAUUCUGCCAAGUCGGAUGCAUCCGCAACAUCAAGUCUACCGGCUCCCGAAUUGAAAAACCAGGUUUCAAAAUCGGCAAAUCAGUCUGCAGAAUUAGCGACAUCAAAUGUACAAGAAUCAAAUGAGACAGAAAGGAAAAUUUCUAACGAUUCGCCAGUUGUGUCUUCAAAUGAUGGGAUUGCAAUUUGUCAGCAUAGCAAUUUGAACCACGCAAAUUUUAGUCCCUGCUCCUGCUGUUCUGCUUCUCCGCCAUAUUUGAUGAGUCCACCUUACUGUGCCGAAAUGAGGAGAGUUGCCAACUUUCCUUCAAACAGAUUCAAGUCUGAACCAUCGCAGCCACCGGUGGUGGAAGAAGCAGAAAAAAUAAAUCAAAAUCAAGAAAAUGUUCUUCAUAGUAGUGAAGAGAGCACAACUUGCACAUCAUCAUGUUCAUCAACAAUGCCACCAUCCAAAAAAACCAAAAAUGAGGUCUUCAGUUUGGGAGAUUCUGUAAACAGUCUUCAGCCUGGGAUGCCAGGUUAUGACAUUCUGAGUGUGGUUAACACCUACCACAACCUGGAGCACAUUCUGUACAGUCUACUCACCGGACGAACUGUAUUUGUGGUGGGGUCCUCAAGUACGGAAAAUGACGUCAUUUAUGUGGUCAGAGCUCUGUCCAUCUUCCUGCCUGAUCACAGAAGAAAACACUCCUCUGUGGUUGAAUGGUUGUCAAAACAACUGAGAAUAACGGAUCUCGGUAGAAUCAAGCUUGCUGGGGUGUGUCGUCCAGAGAAGAAAUCCUUGGAUACAAUAAUUCCAAGUGUAAUCAAAAAAUAUGUUUCUGUGCUCGAUAUUGAAAGGAAGACAGUAACUGGUCCAGUAUACCAGGGUAGUCUACUUAAUGCUAUCUUAAGUAAAAGAAAAGCAUUUUCAAUUAAUUCAGAAUUUAUUGCAUUCAUACAUUGUUGGUUGAUGGAGAUAUCAUCAAAAGCGUUUAUAUUUUAUCAUUCCUUCUGUCUGGGGUCUGCAGGAAGGAUAAUACAUGACUACAGGCUGCAUAAUCAAGGGGAACAUUACCGAAACACUGUGAAAAGCUUCAUGGUAAAGCUGUCCAUUCUAGAUUCAGAUGUGCACAUUAUCGAAUACCUGUGUGAAAUUGUUAAGAUGUCAGAGAUUGAACAAUCUGGGAAGCUAAUUAAUGCAGACACAGGAGUUGUCAGACCCAUUUCAUUGAGUCACGAAACUUGUCAAAUAUUCAAGGGCUAGUCCUUUCAGUAGAAACAUCUGCUCAAGGAAACAAAAAGACAAACUAGACCUUUGAAUGGAUUUAUCAUUACCUGUGGGGAAAACCAGAAAAUCAUCCAUGUGCUUUUGUUUAUGUAUUAACUCUACAUAGAGAAUAUUGUUUAAUGAUGAAGGACAUUUGCUUUCGAUAUAUUAUGACAUUAAAAUGCUACUGUUUUUAUCCUACAAAUAUAAAAAGAGUAUGGUCUGAUAUUCUUAACUUUUGAUACACAGAUAUUUUCUAUGAUCAGUCUAAACAAGCAAGUCUGCUGAAGUUUGAUGUAAUAUUUUUCUGCAAUGUAUUUUUUUUCAAAGGGUAGUACCGGUACGUAUUGAACAGGGGUGGGAAUUCUCCUCGGAUCAGCUGUUUUCCUCUCAUGGAACAUUGCGUUUCCUCACAUUUUAAUCAUCCUUUCCUCCAAAAUGUGUCAGAUGGCACAGAUUUUAAGCUAGGAUUUCAAGAAUUUCCGGGACCCCUCUAGAUUUCCUCUUUUUUACAGUUCACCAAUUCCCACCCUUUGAACUUUGUCCUGUGAAGACAAUAAUGGGGAACUGUGAGGCUUGUUUAGCAGAAUUUCAUAGUGGUCCAUGCAGGCUAAUCUUCACAUUCAUUCCCACAGUGCAUGCAGGAUAACAUUUGCUCAUCAGUGAAAAUCGUAUUAUAAAUGUUUUGUAAUAUAACAUCCAUGAAAAUGGAUAACUAGAGACUACCCAAUAUGGCCAUAGGAAGCGGGGGGGGGGGGGGGGGGGGG
This is a messenger RNA of Gigantopelta aegis, 4366 nucleotides long. Its product is annotated as guanine nucleotide exchange protein smcr8a-like. The coding region runs from base 63 to 3596 and encodes 1177 amino acids. Gene Ontology annotation, molecular function: GTPase activator activity. Lineage: Eukaryota; Metazoa; Mollusca; Gastropoda; Neomphalida; Peltospiridae. The record is from RefSeq and is a predicted model, not a curated record. The transcript has 26 exons. Gene Ontology annotation, cellular component: guanyl-nucleotide exchange factor complex.